AUGGACGGCUCGAAGGAACCAGCGCCUACUCAGGCCACUCUGGACAACCCCAAGAAGCGAGCUGCCAGCAGAUCUCCCUCUAUCUCUCCAUCACAGGCCCAGCAGAUCAAGAAAAUCCGCUAUGAGGACGAUAAUCAGAAUAUGAAUGACCAUGUCAUGUAUCAGCCAGCUCCUAUUCGAAGUAUGCUUCCAUCCGCUGCUCUCCUGGGCUAUAUAAAUGAGACUCAGGCCCGCUCUUCGUUCUUGGAACAAAUCGAUAACUGGCUUGAGGACAUUUACCCUUCAGAUCUACGGGAGAAAGCACGCUCAGACUGCUUCAUUUUGCACCAAGACGCCAAAUCCAUACUUCUAGAAAGAUCUCAUUCUGCUCCACCCAUGAUGCCAGGUAGAAAAAACCUCACCGGUCAAGCUACCGCCUUUGGACUGGCGUUUUCUCCCAAAUCCUCCCUCAAACCCUCAUCCCCUGGAUUCACUACCAACGAAGGGGGCCCCUCUAUUGAUCCGACACCGACUAAUUAUCCAACUGUCACUGGCACACCUAAUCGAUCUAGUGGGCCUCUCGUUGAGAGUGCCCUCUACAGGGACUUUAAUCUUGCUCUGAACAAUAUCCUUUUACUUGACUCUCGAACUGAACUCCCGCCUCAUAUCUUAACCCUUGUCGACUCACUCAAGAAAGGUCGAUCUUCGCCGGAGCCUAUUCCCAAAGAUAACAAUGAUCUCUACGCCAUGGAAGCAGGUGCCAGCGAAGCAAAAGUUGAAGAAUUUGUUCGAAAUAAUAUCAUUCCCCCUGAUUCUAGCACAGAUACUAUCCAGCGCAGCGAUCGUGUCUUCGUAAGCAGGGCCGUACUCCCCGUCACUCAGCCCUAUUCAAGACUCAGCGUUCCUGUCCCCGACCUCCUAUACGGCUACCGCUUCUCUGCCUUCGAACAAGACCAACGAACACAGAUCGCAACAUGCGGUAAUUUUGCUAUAGCAAACAGCGAAGGCCUCUCCUUUCCCUUCUUCGCAGUCGAGUUCAAAGGUGACGGACCAUCCAGCAAAGCGUCCACAGCCUGUAUACAGAUCAGCGAGAAUCUGAAAAACAGACUUGAGAAGUGCACAGACAUUGAACCCAACAAGCCACUUGAUAGCACGAGCUUCAGCAUCGCCAUGAAUGGAACUGAGGCUCGGUUACAUGCCUCUUGGAAGGAUGAAGUCUUCAUAUAUACGCAAAAGAUUAAGACGUUUCUUUUGCAGCGGCCUGAAGAGUUUCUCGAGUUCCGGAGGUUCGUCCGGAAUAUUAUUGAUUGGGGACGCGAUGAGCGCUUGGAAUGCAUAAAAUCUGGACUUGAUGUUUUGAUCGAGGAGAGGGAGAUAGUGCCCCUGAAGAACAAGCUUUCUCGUCCGAGGUCAAAGUCUGGGGGUAGCACAAUCCGGUUGCAACCAUAUUAG
This is a messenger RNA of Fusarium redolens, 1431 nucleotides long. RefSeq lists its product as uncharacterized. The record is from RefSeq and is a predicted model, not a curated record. The transcript is spliced from 3 exons. The coding region runs from base 1 to 1431 and encodes 476 amino acids. Lineage: Eukaryota; Fungi; Ascomycota; Sordariomycetes; Hypocreales; Nectriaceae.